Molecule: messenger RNA, 1419 nt
Organism: Akanthomyces muscarius
Lineage: Eukaryota; Fungi; Ascomycota; Sordariomycetes; Hypocreales; Cordycipitaceae
Exons: 1
Coding region: 1-1419 (472 amino acids)
Molecular function (GO): oxidoreductase activity
Source: RefSeq, a predicted model, not a curated record
AUGAGUUUUGUCGCUCCGCAAAAACAUGUCGACAAGUCGGAUCUGCGCGCCGACUUUGCCGCCGCCAUGUCGGCCAUGUACAAGGCAGAGGUUCCUCUGUAUGCCGAUUUGAUCGAAAUCGUCCAAGAUAUCAAUCAAUCUUUAAUCAGCUGCAGCAGCCUAGCCAGCAACCUGGAGCGCUUGACCACCGAGAGACAUGGUGCGAUCCGCCUGGGCACGGCGCAUGAGCUGCACACAAUCCAGAGGAUAUUCAAGUUGCUGGACAUGCACCCUGUCGGCUACUACGACCUAUCCGUUGCUGGUCUUCCCAUGCACGCUACAGCAUUCCGGCCAACCUCGGUCGCGAGCUUGGAGAAGAACCCAUUCCGAGUCUUCACGACGCUUCUGCGGCCCGAGCUGCUUGCCUCCGCGAGAGCCCGCGCCCUGGCCAAGGCGCUCCUAGCCCGUCGCAACAUAUUCUCCGACGCGCUGGUGCGCAUGCUCGACACGGCGGACUCUCAGGAUGGGCAGCUGACCGAUGCACAAGCCAAGGUGUUUGUCGGCGAGGCGCUUCGCACCUUUAGCUGGCAACCCGUGGCCGCCUCUACGGACAGGGAAUACGAGAUACUCAAGGCGGAGCACCCGAUCCUCGCAGACAUUGCAUGCUUCAAGACGGCGCACAUCAACCAUCUCACCCCGCGCACGCUCAACAUAUCGCGGGCUCAAAGGACCAUGGUGGAGCGCGGCAUGCGGGCCAAGGAGCGCAUCGAGGGCCCUCCGCCCCGAGCAUGCCCCAUCUUGCUCCGCCAGACGAGCUUCCUGGCCCUCGAGGAACAGGUCAGCUUCUACACCGACGCCGACGCCGGCUCGCUGGUGCCGUCGACGCAUACCGCACGCUUCGGCGAGAUUGAGCAGCGUGGGGCGGCGCUCACGCCGACCGGCCGGGACCUGUACGACGCUCUUCUCGCCGAGAGCGCGGCCCAGUCGUCGGCGGGUCUCGGCCCCGCGGCGGCGGACGCGGCAGCCAAGCAAGUCUUUGCCGCCUUUCCAGACACAUGGGAGUCUCUGCGCGGCCAGGAUUUAAUCUACUGCAGAUAUGCGGUGGUCAAGAGGCUGGAGCGAAAACCCGCUUUCACCGGUGCGCACAAGACGCUGCUGGACCAGUUGGUCGCGGACGGCUGCGUCGAGGCUGUGCCCAUUACGUACGAGGACUUCUUGACAUUCUCUGCCGCCGGCAUCUUUCGCUCGAACCUGUCUUCUGCAUCAAGUUCGGAGGAUGAUCUGAGUGCUCAGAAAGGUGGUCCGGACCAAGCUGGGCUGGAAUCGGCGUUGGGGGCGCCUUUACUGGACAUUUAUGAGUGGUAUGAUGGCGUGCAAAGAGCUAGUCUGGAGGCGGUGGGUAGAGAAUUGGGGGUUGAUCUCACUGAACUAACUAUAUAG